ACCGGACAUGCCGCGAUUCAACUCGGCAAGCGGUGCAGAUUGAGGACCUCGCUGCAAAUCUUAAACAUGGCCAAGGAAAUGACUCUGUACUGGGGCGCCGGCUCUCCUCCGUGCUGGAGGAUUCAGAUCGCCCUGGAGGAGAAAGAGCUCCGCGACUACAACAGCCACCAACUCUCCUUUGAGAAAAUGGAGCACAAGUCGAAGAAAGUGCUCGAUAUUAACCCCAGAGGCCAACUCCCGACCUUCCAUCACGGGCAACUGGUCAUCAACGAGUCAUGUGCCGCCUGCAUGUAUCUGGAGAGUAAGUUCAAGAAGCAAGGAAACGAGCUGAUCCCAACAUGCUCCAACGAACAGGCCUUGAUUUACCAGCGCGUGUUCGAGGCCGUUCCACUUGGCCAGAAGCUCGGUGAUGUCAUCUAUUACGAGUGGAAGGUUCCAGAGGGGGAGAGGCACGAGUCUGCAAAGCAGAGGAACAGAGAUGCUCUGGCGCUCGAGCUCAGCCUGUGGGAGGGGUACUUGAAGCGGACUGGACCUUUCCUGGCAGGAAAGACCUUUUCCUUGGCCGAUGUCGUGGUUUUUCCAAACAUCGCCUACGCCUUCCACUAUGGGUUGUGUCCUGAGCGUUUCCCUAAACUGGCUCAAUAUUACAACUUGCUGAAGGAGCGUCCCAGCAUCAAAAAAACAUGGCCUACAAACUGGGAAGUCAAAAAAGAUCUGCUCAAAGACCUCCAAAAUAAAUGUUAGGUUUUUUUGGGGGAGGGUUUGGGGGGGUUCUACAGAGCAGCGAUCACGUGAAUAAGAGCGCUCUUCACAUUGCAUGUCAAAUGUCAUCUUGUACUUCUUUUAAAACGUGCGACUCUUGCAGUUUCAUAUGUGCCGUGAAAAUCAAUAAAAACUCACUUACAAAUAAAA
Hippocampus zosterae (dwarf seahorse) is the source of this 912-nucleotide messenger RNA. Its product is annotated as glutathione S-transferase A-like. The transcript has 6 exons. The record is from RefSeq and is a predicted model, not a curated record. Lineage: Eukaryota; Metazoa; Chordata; Actinopteri; Syngnathiformes; Syngnathidae. Bases 67 to 744 code for a protein of 225 amino acids.